Molecule: messenger RNA, 2117 nt
Organism: Cadophora gregata
Lineage: Eukaryota; Fungi; Ascomycota; Leotiomycetes; Helotiales; Ploettnerulaceae
Gene: ATG15
Product: putative lipase atg15
Exons: 1
Coding region: 352-1983 (543 amino acids)
Biological process (GO): piecemeal microautophagy of the nucleus; neutral lipid catabolic process; macroautophagy
Molecular function (GO): glycerophospholipase activity
Source: RefSeq, a predicted model, not a curated record
CAACAACAACAACAACAACAACAACAACAACCAAUACCCAUACUGCCUCCAUACCUCUCACCACCAGAUGCCUCAACGCCUCGGAAUAACGAGCAUAUCUUCGUACGUUAUCCAUACUCUGUGUAUUUGCCAGUUUGCUGACAUUUAUAGACAUUACGGCAUGUCUUCCACCAUGGUGACCUCAACCGCCCCACAGUUCACAGACGACAUGAUGUACCGAAGACCGCGCAACACUUGUGGAUAGAGUCAGAAGAGGGGAAUGUGGAGAAAGUCAACAGACCGCUGGUUGUACGGACAAGCCCUCUCAAGAUUCAUCGAUUAAAGGAUGCGCGUCCCUCAGUUGUAGACCCUAUGGUGGCGGCAGCAAGACAGUAUUCAGAUGUAUGGUCUUCGUCGCCCGAAGCAUGGACGAUGGAUGAAGUGCAGGGUCCAGAUGUCACCAAUAUGGAAACGAUAUUGACAUUUGCCCAAAUGGCAGCGAAUGCAUAUGUUGAUGCACCGGACACUGGUGACUGGAAAGAUGUUAAUGGGGGAUUCAACCGGACGAACGAUGUGGGGUUUGGCUGGGAUAGUGACGGUCUUCGAGGAUAUUUAUACGGAAAUGAGGACAACUCGACGAUAGUCAUUGGGCUGAAAGGGACAACUUUGGCUAUCUGGGAUGGAGAUGGGACCACUACAAACGACAAGGAGAACGAUAACCUCUUCUUCAGCUGUUGCUGUGGCCAACAAGGAAGCACUUUCUACCGCCAGGUUUGCGACUGUGCCACAGGCACUUAUACUUGCAAUUUGACUUGCUUGAAGAAGAGUCUAAAGAAGGAGAAUCGAUACUACGCCGCUGCUCGAAGCUUGUACAACAAUGUCACGGCCAUGUACCCGGACUCUGAAGUGUGGAUGUCUGGUCACUCUCUUGGAGGUUCUGUUAGCGCUAUGAUCGGGUUGACUUAUGGUAAGCCUGUGUUGACCUUCCAAGCAGUCCCGGAUGCUUUACCAGCAAAUCGACUUGGCCUUCCAGUUCCGCCUGGAGUGGACCCCGACAGACCGGGGCAGCGAGAAUACACUGGAGCUUUCCAUUUUGGCCAGAAUGCUGACCCAAUUUACAUGGGCACCUGCAAUGGAGCAACGGCUUCGUGUUCUUAUGCAGGAUAUGCACUGGAGAGUGCAUGCCAUACCGGAAGAGAGUGUGUAUUCGAUGUGGUCAAUCUCAACGGCACGAGGGUUUCGAUCAUCACCCACAAGAUCAUCUAUGUUAUUGAGAACGUGAUCAAGAAAUGGACAAAGGCACCGGAGUGUAAAUUCACACCCGAGUGUUAUGAUUGCCCUCUGUGGAAAGAAGUUACUGGCAAUAGUAGCAAGACUUCGACCGAACCGUCUUCAACUUCGACCAAAACCAGGACACGGACAUCGACAUGUCAAACCCCUGGAUGGUGGGGCUGCUUGGACGAGACAACGACCACAACAGGAACAACUACCAGCACCAGUACCACAACUACGUCUACAUCGACAUGUAAGACUCCAGGAUGGUUUGGUUGCAACGAUGAGAAGACUACAACAACCACUAGCACUAGUGUCAGCUCGCCUACGCCAACCAAAACAACAACAUCCACAUCUACAUCCACGUGCGAGACACCUGGUUGGUUUGGAUGUAAUGAUCCCACUUCCACAUCACCGGCUUCAAAUAACCCAACCUCAACACAUUGUGAAACACCUGGUCUCUUCUGGGGUUGCGAUGAUAUUACGACUACCCAGUCACAUACCAUCACAUCUCCCCCACCAAUGCCCACGUCGACAACACCACCGACUACGACUACCCACUCAUGUACUUCGAAAGAAUGGUUCGGGCUGAUAUGCGUUGAUCCAUCCCCUACUUCCUCAUCCAAACCAUCCCACACUCCAGGUGGAAAGUCACACUGCGUCAGACGAAGUUUCUUUGGGUUCUGUAAGGAAUGGGAAGGGCAAGCCAUGAUUAUGAAAGAAGAAAUCUAGAUUGUAUUUAUGACUUAAAUGGGCACGAAUGCCAGCAGAGUAACACGGGCGUUUAUUUGGGCACUGUCAAGGCGAGUGACAAUAGGCGCAUCGGUUUAGCAUUAGGAGUUCAGCGAACAAUUCAUUCAAGACAU